AUGAGAUCGAUACAGUUACACUUCACUUUUUUUGUCCUGUACAUUAGCGCAGCUUCCAACUCGGCCGUCGAAGCGUUCCUUUCUUCUCAUGGCAAGCAUCACCACAAGAACCAGCUGCAACAAAGAUCACCAGUUUCAUGUUUGCGCAGUACCGAACCAAAGAAAGAUGAUGUGUCUCCCUCCACCGAUCUAUUAGAAAAGGCAAAAAAACUACGAAACGAAGCGCAACAAUUGGAACAAAAGCUACGAGAAAACCCAAAAGCUACGAGAAAUGCCGCUGCCGCGAACUAUACCAAAGUCACUAGACCGACCAAGUUAGAAGAAUCCAUAUGGACCUUUUCCUACCGCUUCUCUAGUCAACCAAAGGACGAAGACGCCGAAGAUUUGAUCCUUCCCAAUUAUUCGGGCAAAAUUACCGUUCGAUUGACCGCUGAUGGAUAUUCCGAAGUGGUAUCCAACGAGGAAAAUCAAUUGAGAAUUGGUAAAGUGUGGGGAUGGGACGAAGACUACUCGCAAGAGGAUAAGCAGAAAUAUCUGCUCUUUUCCAUGGACGUUCAAUUUCCCAAAACUGAUCCCCUCAUGGCGGAACGAGUCGAACGGUGUUAUCUACAAUGUCGUAUUGAUCGAGACCCAAACGACAAUUCAAUCUCGCUCAAUGAAGGAACAGUGACAGUCAAGAAAGAUAUCUCCAACAAGUCGAACGGAUUGUGGGGAAUCUUUCAAGUGUCGGGAAUUCUAACGCAAUUUCGCUACGUAGGUGACUUUAGUUCCAAACCAGCACCGCAACCAAUACAUUCAUGA
Molecule: messenger RNA, 801 nt
Organism: Cylindrotheca closterium
Lineage: Eukaryota; Bacillariophyta; Bacillariophyceae; Bacillariales; Bacillariaceae
Source: the annotation of a GenBank genome assembly